Molecule: messenger RNA, 597 nt
Organism: Humulus lupulus (European hop)
Lineage: Eukaryota; Viridiplantae; Streptophyta; Magnoliopsida; Rosales; Cannabaceae
Exons: 4
Coding region: 1-597 (198 amino acids)
Molecular function (GO): nucleic acid binding
Source: RefSeq, a predicted model, not a curated record
AUGGAGAAAUACCUUAGAGCUCUUACAUCUGACUACCCAAAACAAUGGAGCAAGUUUUUAUCUUGGGCAGAGUAUCACUAUAACACCAGUCAUCAUUCAACUAUCAGAAUGACUCCAUUCCAAGCGACCUAUGGGCAACUUCCACCUACCAUAACUGCUUAUACUCGGGGCUCCACGACAAUUCAAGCAGUGGAGGAAGAUUUAAUGACCAGGGACACUAUACUACGACAACUAAAACAUAAUUUACAGCAAGCACAGAAUCAUAUGCGGCAGCAAGCUAACAAGAAGCGACGGAACAUCAACUUUAACAUUGGAGAUUUAAUAUUGGUAAAGCUUCAGCUGUACCAACAGUCCACUGUUGCAAGACGACUCAAUUCAAAGCUUUGUCGUCGUUACUUUGGACCCUUUCCCGUGAUAGCUCGAGCUGGUUCGGUCGCUUAUAAACAUAGCCUUCCUGCAGAUUAUAUUGGAGCAUCUCGAACCCUAGCCCAUUUCCUUGAUAUCAUCCCAAGCCUUUGGAUAGCAUUGGAACAUCCCGAGCCCAAGUCCAUGGAUAUCAUCCUGAGCCUUUGGAUUUUAAAUUUUGGGACAUGUUAG